Molecule: messenger RNA, 2572 nt
Organism: Bombus pyrosoma
Lineage: Eukaryota; Metazoa; Arthropoda; Insecta; Hymenoptera; Apidae
Gene: Tsr1
Product: pre-rRNA-processing protein TSR1 homolog
Exons: 12
Coding region: 125-2509 (794 amino acids)
Biological process (GO): maturation of SSU-rRNA from tricistronic rRNA transcript (SSU-rRNA, 5.8S rRNA, LSU-rRNA); ribosome biogenesis; endonucleolytic cleavage of tricistronic rRNA transcript (SSU-rRNA, 5.8S rRNA, LSU-rRNA)
Cellular component (GO): preribosome, small subunit precursor; nucleus
Molecular function (GO): GTPase activity; U3 snoRNA binding; GTP binding
Source: RefSeq, a predicted model, not a curated record
CUGCAACUUGAAGCAUGUAAGGAUGUGAAGCAACACACGUUUUAUCGCGGGGUUGUACGCAUGGCAAACAGUUAGAUUUAUUAUAAAAAUAUUUCAUUUACAAGAAUAUAUACUUUCAAAUAAAAUGGGAAUAACGAAGCAAGAAGUACAUCGACCUGGUGCAUUUAAGCAAGUUAAUAAACCACAUAAAACGGGUAGACAUCGUAGUAAAGGAUCAAUAAGUAGCGAGGUUAAAGGAAAAGUUGGAGUAAAAGUUUUAUCGAAACAUGCUACUAAAAAUCUUGGAAAGACUGCCCGAAGGCUUCAAUCUUCACAAAUUAGAAAAAACAAGAGAGAGGAAGUGUUGCAGCAAAAAAGGAAUUUUGGUGGAUCCCAUUCUGCACCUAUUCUUAUAUGCAUUAUUCCAUUACAAGAAGAUUUAGAUACUGAUAAUAUAUUAUCAAUAAUAACAAAAGCUGACGAGUCUGCAAAUAUAACUAAUAGUCCAUGUGGUACAAUACAUUUAAGUGUACCUAGGUUCAAGCAACGCUUUUCCAUUGUGGUCCCACCAGUUGGUAAUUUGUUUGCCACAUUGGACAUAGCAAAAAUAGCUACAACUGUUCUUUUUGUUGCAUCUGCUACAAAUAAGUCUGAUAAUAGUCCCAGAUUUGAAGUACUUGAUGACUGGGGAAAAGAAAUUAUUAUGCCCUGUGUUGCUCAAGGUUUGACGACUCCUCUAAUAGCACUUACAAAUGUUGAAAGUCUUCACAUAAAGAAACGUCAAGAUUUUAAAAGCCAUGUACAAUCCGAACUUUCUAAGUGGCUUCCUGAGGAAAAAGUUUUGCAAUUAGAUACUCCCACUGAUGCUUUUAAUGUUUUACGACGUGUUGGUACUCAAAAGCAAAGAACUGUAUCAUAUAGAGACAAAAGAGCUCAUUUGUUAGCAGAAGAAAUAAAAUUUAAAUGUAAUGAAAACUCCACAGAGCUUGGAACUCUUAUGAUCUCAGGAUAUCUUAGAAACGUACCAUUAUCAGUUAAUGGUCUAAUACACAUACCUGAAUUGGGAGAUUUUCAAAUGUCUCAAAUUGAUGCACCUGAAGAUCCAUAUCCAGUGGAGAAAAAGUUGAGAAAACAUUGUAAUGCAAUGGACGAUGAACCAUCCACGCGGGUUCUUGAACGUGCAGAUCCAGGGAAACAAGAAUCUCUCGAAAGUGAAAAUAUACCUGACCCUAUGGAUGCUGAACAAACUUGGCCUACAGAAGAGGAAUUAGCCGAAGCUAAAGCUCAAAGAAAAAAAAUUGUAAAGAGAGUUCCAAAAGGAACUUCUGAAUAUCAAGCAGCUUGGAUUCCUGAUGAGGAUGGAGAGGAAUUGAGUGAGUGCUCAAACGAUGAAUCAGAAGACGAGAUGUCUGUUGAUGAACCAAAUUCUCAAGCAGAUAGUGGACCAGAUGCAGAAGAAGACGAGGAAGAAUACGAGACAAUUACUGUGUCCGAAGUUCCUGAUGAACGAUACGAUCAGAAUAUCGAUAUGACAGAAGAAAAAGAAGCAAUGGAAAACUUGAAGAACGCAAAAUUAGACGCACAAUUUCCUGACGAAGUAGAUACACCUCAAGAUAUGUUGGCAAAACAGAGGUUUCAAAAAUAUCGUGGACUUGAAUCAUUCAGAACAAGUCCGUGGGAUCCGAAAGAAAACCUUCCUACUGAUUACGCUAGAAUAUUUCAAUUUGAAAAUUUUGAUCGAACGCGAAAACGUAUAUUUAAAGAAUCUCAGGAAAUAGAGGGUGCUAUGCCUGGUUGGUAUAUCACAAUUCACGUUGUAAAUGUACGGCAAGAUCUUUUUAUCACAUUUUCUUCAUUGGAAAAUCAUCCAUUAAUUGUAUUUGGUUUACUACCAAACGAGCACAAAAUGUCUGUCUUAAAUGUGGCAUUGAAACAUAUUAAUAUUAGUCCACAACCAGUGAAAUCUAAAGAAAAAUUGAUAUUUCAAUGUGGAUUUAGAAGAUUCACUGCGUGCCCAAUAUUUAGUCAACACACAAACGGAAACAAACAUAAGUAUGAACGGUAUUUUCGUCCAGAAAACACUGUCGUAGCAAGCAUGUACGCUCCAAUUAUUUUUCCACCAUGUCCAGUAUUAUGUUAUGUUCAAAAAUUGAAUAAAUCAUUGGAAUUAAUUGCAACCGGAAGUGUAUUAUCUGCAAAUCCAGAUAGAAUAGUUGUAAAACGUGUUGUUCUUAGCGGCCAUGCGUACAAAGUACAUAAACGAUCAGCAGUUAUAAGAUUUAUGUUCUUUCAUCGAGAAGACAUAAACUGGUUUAAACCAGUUGAACUACGAACGAAAUAUGGUCGUAGAGGACAUAUAAAAGAACCAUUAGGUACUCAUGGUCAUAUGAAAUGUGUAUUUAAUGGUCAACUGAAGUCGCAGGACACGAUUUUAAUGAAUUUAUACAAAAGAGUAUUCCCAAAAUGGACAUAUGAACCUUUAUUGUUAACAGAGUUACAACAUCAAAAUGAAAGCAUGAACAUAGAAUAAAAUCUGUUAAUUAAAGUAUUAGAAUGUAUAUAUACUAAAUAAAAUUUUGUUAUACAUUUAAAA